Messenger RNA from Dentiscutata erythropus, 396 nucleotides. The record is from the annotation of a GenBank genome assembly. NCBI's taxonomy places the organism in Eukaryota, Fungi, Glomeromycota, Glomeromycetes, Diversisporales, Gigasporaceae.
AUGUUACUUGAGCUCCAGGCACCAUGUGUAGUAGUAUUAAAGAUUAAAGGAACAGAUCAAAUUAUUGGAGGUUAUAAUCCAGUCGGAUGGAAAGGACGUGACAUUUGGGAAUAUACAGAGGAUAGUUUUCUGUUUUCUCUUGGUAAUGGAAAAAGUGUAAAAAGUGUUAUAUUGAGUAGAGUAAAAAAUAGUUAUGCAAAUAGAGCGAUAUUUCAUGGUAAAUUAUACGGACCAGUAUUUGGAUCAAGUGAUUUAGAGAUGAAAGAAAAGUUUAACAAAGAUUACAAUUGUUGGUCGCAAGCUAGUUCUUAUGAGUAUAUAAUUACAAGUGAAAGCAGAUUUUGUGUGGAUGAUUAUGAAGUUUUUCAAAUUAUUAAAAAAGAGGAAAAUUAUUAA